Molecule: messenger RNA, 2374 nt
Organism: Teleopsis dalmanni
Lineage: Eukaryota; Metazoa; Arthropoda; Insecta; Diptera; Diopsidae
Gene: Syx5
Product: syntaxin-5
Exons: 2
Coding region: 436-1965 (509 amino acids)
Biological process (GO): endoplasmic reticulum to Golgi vesicle-mediated transport; intracellular protein transport; vesicle fusion
Cellular component (GO): SNARE complex; Golgi membrane; endomembrane system
Molecular function (GO): SNAP receptor activity; SNARE binding
Source: RefSeq, a predicted model, not a curated record
AUAUGAAAUUUUUAAAAUUUUAAUAUAUUUUUGAUGAUUGUUUUAUAAAGAAAAAACGCGAAGUUGGCAACACUAAGUCUUUAGACACGUAUCAUCUGUCUUUCAAUGAAGUUUGUGGGGUUUUGUAUGACAAAAGCAAAAGCAAAAGCCAUUAAUUAUUAUAUGCAGAAAUUUGGUACAAUAUUGUGUAAAAAAAUUUUUAGUUAAUUUGAGAUGUUUGUUUACUUUACUUGCAUAUAGUAAUAACAAAAUAGUUUUGCAGUGCAAAAGACAAAUAACCUUGUAUAGUAAUUUCAAGGAAUGAGAGCUACAGAAGUGUAAAAUGAACAUUCAUUAAUUAAGCGAAAGUUAUAAAAUAUUUUAAAGUUAAUAUUUUUUAUAAGUUAGCAAUUUAGCAAAAUAUUUUAGGCGUUAACAGCGGCCUUAGAUAAUGAAAUGCAAACACGACGUCGCUUACAUCAAACAGAAACAAUACUACACACGGGAGGUCAGGACGAGGGAUAUAUUUUAUUACCAGCACAACAAUACCAGACAGUACAACAACAAUAUCAAAAUCCACUACUAGUUGGAGCUGGUGUUACAGCCGCACCACAUACAAAUUACUCCACAGCUAAUAACAACGACACUGCUUUACUGAUAGGUGACGGACAUCGUUUACACCAGUCACCAGAAGCGCAUACGCAAUAUAAUAACAAUAAUAAUACUGCGGCGAAGAAUCUGCCAAUCGAAGACGCUGACGACAAGUAUUCGAAAGCUAGUCGUCAGUGGAACUUACGUGCGCUUUCUACACGUAUACAGGCCACUUCUGGACAAGCAUUGCGUACAUUUAUACAACAGCCCCUAAGUGCAGCUGCGGCCGUUGUGACUGGCAAUCAUUCUCCCAUUGAAAAUCACGAUUUUAAUCAGGAUAUAUCAGGAACAUACAACGCAUACAAAGCCGAACAGCAGACAAAUAAAUUACAAAACGAUUUAGACGAUUCAGAUUCAGAGUCGAGUAGUUCGAAGGAAAUUGUCUACGUUAUGGCCGCAAGAGAUCGUACAGGUGAAUUUACGAGUGCUAUACGUUCACUGCAGUCUCGUAAUAUAUCGCGCGCUGUUUCCAUACGCGAUCCACGCAAAGCGAAACAAGUGCAAAGCUAUUCGGAGUUUAUGAAUAUCGCCAAAUACAUUGGAAAGAACAUUGCCAGCACAUAUGCCAAAUUGGAAAAACUAACUUUAUUGGCCAAAAAGAAGAGCUUGUUCGAUGAUAGAUCACAAGAAAUCCAGGAAUUGACUUAUAUAAUCAAAGGUGAUCUGAGUGCACUGAAUCAACAAAUUGCUCGUCUACAAGAUAUCUCCAAGGACCAGAAGCGUACUAAUAAUGGCAAACAUCUCGUCUCACAUUCCUCAAAUAUGGUUUUAGCUUUACAAUCAAAAUUAGCAAGCAUGAGCACUGAUUUUAAGCAAAUACUUGAAGUGCGUACCGAAAAUCUCAAGCAACAAAAAAAUCGAAGAGAUCAAUUCAGUCAGGGACCAGUACCAGUUAAUUCCGUCUCAUCAACGACAGCGAAACAAGGAUCAUUACUGCUUAGCGAAGAGAAUCAGGCAGUUAGCAUUGAUAUGUCAGCUAGCGAUACAACGCCAUUACUUGGACCGCCCGCACGUAUACAAACACAACAACAGAUUGCACUAUACGAUGAAUCCGAUAAUUAUGUCCAACAGCGCGCCGAAACUAUGCAAAACAUUGAAUCCACUAUUGUUGAGUUGGGUGGUAUUUUCCAACAAUUGGCGCAUAUGGUUAAAGAGCAAGAAGAGAUUGUAGAACGGAUCGAUACGAAUAUACAGGACGCCGAAAUGAAUAUUGAUGCUGCACAUAGUGAGAUAUUGAAGUACUUCCAAUCGGUAUCAAAAAAUCGUUGGCUAAUGAUUAAAAUUUUUGGUGUUUUAAUAUUUUUCUUUAUAUUUUUUGUUGUCUUCUUGACAUAAUAACAAAUUUGUCAAACCCUGGUAUACAAAUACACCACAAACACAUACACACAUACACACUUAGUUGCAUUUUAACAUUAAUACCUAACUAUUCGCAUAGAUAUUUUAAUUUUAUUAAUUUUAUUUUUGUCUACAAAAUUAGUACAAUCCUUUUUGUUAUUGAAAAAUUCAUGUCCGCAAAAUUUAAAAUUUCCAACUAAGCUUAUUUUGAUAUUUAUCUGUAAUUCUACAAAAUUUUCCACACGCGAAUGAAUUCAAAAUAAAAAAUUAAUAAAAAACCCUAUUGUAAAAUAAAAUUCAUAUAUAAAAUUGUUUUUAAAUUAUUAAGGACUACUUAUGUGAUUUUUUCAAAAGUAAAAAUGUAACUAUAAUAUUUAUUAUUAAUGAAAUAAAAAAUAAAUUGUAUAUA